AUGGAUAGUAAUAAAAAGGCAGCGAAUAUAGUGACGAUUGGAGGACGAAGGUAUGUUAAGAACAACAUGAAUGGCAAUACAGAAGGCAAUGCAAAGUUGAAGUUGGGCGAGGCAUUGAAACAGCUUGGAAGGAAUGUUAGGAAAUCAAAGAUAAACUAUUGUGUAUUGAAUAAAGGAGAAGAUAUGGAUAUAUAUGAAUCGAGUGAUUCUCAGAUGAUUUUUGCUAAGAAUCGAACACCUGUUGGUGUUAUUAUUUCAGGAAAGAAGAGCAAGUUUGAUAGCAAUGAUAUCAAGAAUAUGGCUGGAGGCCAGAGCAGUAUGCAAGAUGGAUCUGUUGGAAAAGAGCAAAAGAUUUCAGGUGAUGGCGAAAACAAUUAA
Molecule: messenger RNA, 378 nt
Organism: Ordospora colligata OC4
Lineage: Eukaryota; Fungi; Microsporidia; Ordosporidae
Exons: 1
Coding region: 1-378 (125 amino acids)
Source: RefSeq, a predicted model, not a curated record